CGACGCGAAUCUUGUGGCGUCCUCAAGUUUGAAUUAUGGCGGACACGAAGGAGAGUUUCGCUUCCUCAACAAAAGCUUGUAGUUCAAGUGAUCUUAUGCGAGAAAAGCUAGAAAAAUGGCGUCGAAUGAAAGGAAGGUCUUCCUUUUUUAGUGCCAAGACUGUCCACAAUCGUUCCAGAUCAGCUGUUUCGUUCGACAUAAAUAAGGACGCUAACAGUCUCCAGAAAAGAGAAAUGAAAGAGUCAAGGAUACUUCAAAAACAGCCAGAAAGUGCCACAGAAAGAUACAAGAGAAUCUCUGACCAUGCAUGUAAGUUAACUGGUGAACAGAGACGAAGAAAGGCUUUGAAUAUUGUUCAAAGGAAAGCACUCCUUGAUAAUGCUAGGACCCUGAAGACAGCCACUUCAAAAGAGACACCUGAAAAGCUUAAAACAUAUAAGGACAAGACUCUCAGUAUGAGAGAAAGGCUUGAACUCUGGAGAACUGAAAAGGGGCAGCACAACCCAGACAAAGCUGCUGUGAAAUCUAAAUCAUGUGGGAAAAGACUCAGUAGGAUGUCAGCUUGUAUGAAAGAAAAUCUGUAUAACUACCACAGACUGGAGCACACUAAAGAAGUAGUAACUCCUGCCUCCACAAAGCUACCAUUUAAGCCUAGGGUAAAAUCAACCUCUACCCUUCAAUCUCAUCACCAACCUUCCAUAGUACAAUCAAAUGGUGCACAGAAAUCAAAGCUAAUCCAAUGUGAAUUAACACCACAGUCUAUUUUGCCCAGUAAUCCUGAAGUAAAGUCAUACAAAAACAAGGCUCUUGAUAUAAGGGAACGAUUGGACCUUUGGCUUGCUGAAAAAGGAAAAACACCAAAGUACAGGACACCAGCUGUGCCGCAACAUUCCAAAAGUGUUCAAAGGAGAAAUUUGACGGAAAAAAAGAGACUUUCCUUUAAUGGGAGAGAGGAAACUGUUUGUGUAAUGGACAAAAUUGGAUGUGCCAUUUCACUUGAUGAAGGGGAAAAUGUUGAAGAAAAACUGAAAGAAUGUUUGCAACAGUUAGAAUUGAAUGAAUAUAAUGCAGAUGAUGUAAGGUCCAAGCUCGAUUUGUACAAAUCCGCAUGUCCACAUAUCUGUCACAUGGCAAACUACUGGUUGUGCCGGGCAAAGAUUGCUCAACAUCAGAAAGACUUCAAUAGAGUGGUGUGCUUACUGGAGCAAGCUUUUGUCUUCAAGGCACAGCCAGAUUCAGUCCUGAAGGAUGCAGUGUGCACUUUUGUAAAUUUCAUAAAGGAAAAUGAACCAAAAGAUGCAGACAUACAUUUUGUAGAUAAGAUCUGCUUGUCAUUACCAGAUGAAUCUCCUCCAAGUGAAACUAAGAUUGAUAUGAAUGACAUUUCAUCAGAGGAGCUGAACUCUUCCAUCAUAAAGUUCUGCCUAAUGGAGGUCACACCCCACAGAAAAAAGUUUAAGACAACAUUUGGUAAACGGAUAUUAACACCAGUGCGUAGGUCUGUGCGGUUAGAGCGGGCUAGUGUCCAGUAUUCUUCAGUUGUCCAGGAACAUGGUUUGACUGUGAGGACAUUGAAAGAGCUUCCUGAAGACAUUCAACAGGAUUUGUUGUUCAAACCCAACUUUGCUGUUCAAGCUGAGCUCAACGAGGUCUGGAACAAGCUUCAGCUGGACUCAGACUGGUAAAUGCCACAAAACUUCCAUCACAGCCUCACAUUAAAGAAAGAAAGUAUAAUUUAUUUACAUUACUUUUUCAUCAGCUCUAGAUGGCUUCUUGAUUUUUAUUUUAACCUAGUUGUAAAUAACUUAAAAUCUCAAAGAAACUAAUAGGUUUGGAGUGCUAAAGAAGUGACUUUGUAUAAGAUACCUUUAUGAACCUGACCAAAUCUGAGCACAUAAGCCUUGUAGAGAGGGAAUGCUUGUAAUAUGGUAAAUGUAAAUGUAGAUUUAAGACUUGACAAGUUUUAGUACAUGUAUAACAUUAAAGUUCUACCUGGUCUCAGUAAGUUUACAAAAUUUCACGGAAUAACACAGACUUUUUAGUACUUAAAGAACAUUGAAGCAAUUUGUAUUACGAGAGUUAUGCAUCCAAAGAUAAUUUAGUCUUCAAGUAAGAGUAGUGUGGAUGAUAGAAUGAAAGAGAUGUUGUUUGAAUA
This is a messenger RNA of Pocillopora damicornis (cauliflower coral), 2155 nucleotides long. RefSeq lists its product as uncharacterized. The record is from RefSeq and is a predicted model, not a curated record. NCBI's taxonomy places the organism in Eukaryota, Metazoa, Cnidaria, Anthozoa, Scleractinia, Pocilloporidae. Gene Ontology annotation, cellular component: mitotic spindle; centrosome; cytosol.